AUGUAGUUGUAAUAAAACAACUAGUUCAUCUAAUUUGCAAGAUAAUUGUUAGAACAACAAUCUUCAUCAAGUCCAGAAAUGGAUGAACAUAAAGACUCUUCUUUAGACAUGAGUUAGUUAAUUAAGUUGUAACACACUAUUCCUGACAAUAUAUUAAUCUCUCCAGAACCUUCAAAAAAGAAAGGUUCCAUCCUUCUACCAUCUGAUGAUCCUUGCAAUUGUAGUAGAUCUGGAUGUAGAAAAAUGUAUUGUGAGUGUCUAGCCAAAGGAAGAUUAUGUUCAUCUUUUUGUAAUUAUCAAAUUUUCUAUUUGAAUAGGCAGAUGUUAAAAUUGCCAAAAUAAGACUUCAAACAAAUUGGUAUUGAAUGUUAUUGAAGAACUUGAUCAAAAUAGAAACCGAAAAAGAUUUAGAUCUAGAAGAUUUAAAGAUGUAAUAUAUUACAUUAAUCAUAGGGUUGUACAUGUUAAAAGUCAAUGUGUUUGAAAAAAUAUUGUGAGUGCUUCAAUUCUGGUAAAAGUUGUGGUUCUGGUUGUAAAUGUGUAAAUUGUGAAAACUAUGUUCUUGAUGAAGCCGAAAAAAUUAUUUGCACACCAAAUUAAAAAAAAACUUCAAAAUUCUCAUCUAAAUUUGAAAGUGCUAAUACUAAUACUAGAUCAGAUUAUUAUGGAUUAGUCUUAGAAAAACUCAAUUUAGAAGAAUUUGAAGAAUCAGAUGACUGUAUAAAUAUAACAUCUAAUAUAUAUAGAGUUGGAUAAGAUGAACACAAUUGUUAUUAUGAUAUUAGGUUAAUUAAUCAUUUGA
This is a messenger RNA of Paramecium pentaurelia, 802 nucleotides long. Lineage: Eukaryota; Ciliophora; Oligohymenophorea; Peniculida; Parameciidae. The record is from the annotation of a GenBank genome assembly.